Molecule: messenger RNA, 453 nt
Organism: Cooperia oncophora
Lineage: Eukaryota; Metazoa; Nematoda; Chromadorea; Rhabditida; Trichostrongylidae
Source: the annotation of a GenBank genome assembly
AUGCUCAAAUUGCUGCAAAGUACAUCAAGAGAGCUCAGGACAUGGCUUGCUUUUAUCUGGGCAAAGAUUCUUGCUGUCGACCCUAGUGUUCAGUCGGAGUUGUUCAAGGAAAAUGGAGAUGAACCAGGGCGAUUUGAAUCCACGAAUCGUUCAAAACCCGUUCAGCUACGGUACCAUUUCUUCGUCACCAUUCUCAACGAUCCAGAUACACUACCCCGACAAAAGAUUGUAGUUGCUUUUGUAUUGGCCACAUUAUUUCAUAACAAUUACAGAAUUGCGCAAGAGAAUCUCACAAAGAAAGGAUAUGUCAACCUUUGCACUGAGCUGUUGAGUGAGAAUCAAGCAAAAGAUUGUCGUCUAUUGAAGUUAUGGAUAUUGAUCGGAUUAGGUCGUUUGUGGGCGGAUUAUGAUCCUGCUCGUUGGCAGGCUGUACGACUUGUGGCUUAUGCUAAG